This is a messenger RNA of Daldinia caldariorum, 1181 nucleotides long. Its product is annotated as glutathione S-transferase. The record is from RefSeq and is a predicted model, not a curated record. The transcript is spliced from 2 exons. Gene Ontology annotation, cellular component: cytoplasm; nucleus. NCBI's taxonomy places the organism in Eukaryota, Fungi, Ascomycota, Sordariomycetes, Xylariales, Hypoxylaceae. Bases 472 to 1134 code for a protein of 220 amino acids. Gene Ontology annotation, biological process: translational elongation.
AAUGCAGUGGGGCUUGAGAUCUAUUAAAGAAUCCAGUUAGGCUCACAUACUCUUAGCCAAUUGUUAUCAUUAGUGAGGUAGUAAAAGAACGGUAUGUUACAAAUCUGAUGGAAUAGGAAAUAACAGCCGUCCGUCACCGCUCUACUGCCGCAGUCCCGCAAGGUUUCGGACCUGUCCAGAACGAAGUAACACGUUUCAUCCCCCGUGUAAAUGCUCGUAAAUAAUACAUACUGAUACUGACUAAUACAAGAUCCACCCCGAGAAUAAUUCCAUAACGGUUCUUGAAGCUUCUAUAUAUACGUCUAAAAUGUAUAUAAAUACCGGGUACCUUUCUGAGUCUAAAAUGUCAAUAAGAGGGGGGUUGUCUUCCAUCUACUUAGGCUUGGAUUGCAACAUUUUAGCUCAUCAAUCACAACAGUACCAAUAGUCUUUUUCCGCCUUCACUCACAGUUAUAAUAACAACCACUAACCAUGGCUCCUUUCGGCAAGAUUUACUCUUACCCCGGAAACUUCCGUGUUGAUCGGGCCCAAGUUGUGGCUGCUUUCAACGGUCUCGAAGUCCCCCUGGCCGAGAACUUCAAGGUUAGGGUGGACAACCAGACCCCCGAGUUCCUGGCCAAGUUCCCCCUUGGAAAGGUCCCGGCUCUCGAGUGCGCCGACGGCUUCUGCAUCGCCGAGAGCGCCGCCAUCUGCUACCACCUCGCGCGCUCGGGACCUAAGAAGGACCAGCUGCUCGGCGCCGAUACCAAGACCCAAUCUCUCAUCGACCAGUGGGCUUUCUUCGCCGAAACCGAGCUCGUCGCGAACAUCCUCCCGCCCGCGGCUAUGGUGUAUUACAAAAUCAUCCCUGUGGAUAGCACACGCUACGAACAAUCUGCCGCGAGCGCUGAGCGCGCUCUGAAGCGCGUCGAGGUCGCUCUCAAGGACGGCCAGAAGUUCCUCGUCGGCGACAACGUCACCCUAGCCGACAUCCUGGUAGGGGGCGGUGUGUUCUUCGCCGCCAACUUCCUCCUCGACGCCGAGAUGCGCAAGGAGCUUCCCAAUGUCGUGGCCUGGGCGCAGCGACUAGCCGCCCUUCCCGAGUUCAAGGCCUUGGGCGAAUUCAAGCUGUUGGAGACUCGCAUUAAGUCGUGAAGUUAUUAACAUGGUACCGGGGGAAGAAGAUUCCCUCACUGUGAAGG